Messenger RNA from Quercus robur (English oak), 1833 nucleotides. Its product is annotated as E2F transcription factor-like E2FE. The record is from RefSeq and is a predicted model, not a curated record. Gene Ontology annotation, molecular function: DNA-binding transcription factor activity, RNA polymerase II-specific; RNA polymerase II cis-regulatory region sequence-specific DNA binding. Bases 175 to 1365 code for a protein of 396 amino acids. NCBI's taxonomy places the organism in Eukaryota, Viridiplantae, Streptophyta, Magnoliopsida, Fagales, Fagaceae. Gene Ontology annotation, biological process: regulation of transcription by RNA polymerase II. Gene Ontology annotation, cellular component: RNA polymerase II transcription regulator complex. The transcript has 12 exons.
UAUUGGAUCCAAAACCAAACCAAAACGCUCGCAAAUUUUUUCAAAAUUAGAACCCCGCCAUUCGUCAAACCCUUCUCUUCCCCCCCUUUUCUUAACGGUCCUUCCUCUCUCUCUCUUAAAAGCCUGAACUUGCUUCUCUCUCUCUCUCACAUACACACAAACGCUUAGAUCCAAAUGGCAUCGUCUUUGCCUUCAUCUACGUCAGUGUCACCGCCGGAUUCUCCGCCGUUGCAACAGCUACACAGAUCUGAACAACCACCACCACCACCACCGCCACAACAACCACAACCGCCACCCAUGGCGGUGCCCUUGCCUUCUUCUUCUACUGAUCCCGACACCUCUUCUCGCCACCACACGUACAGCCGAAAGCAAAAGUCCCUCGGCCUCUUGUGCUCCAAUUUCUUGAGCUUGUACGAUCGCAACGACGUCCGCUUGAUCGGCCUCGACGAUGCCGCCUCUCGAUUAGGGGUUGAGAGGCGAAGAAUAUACGAUAUUGUGAACGUGUUGGAGAGUGUGGGGGUUCUUGCAAGAAGGGCCAAGAAUCAAUAUACCUGGAAAGGGUUUGGUGCAAUCCCGAUUGCCUUAAAGGAACUCAAGGAAGAGGGUAUGAGAGAAAAUACCAGUGGCUUUGAUGGCAAUGACUUUGCCAAAGUUUCAGAUGACGAGGAUGAUGAUGAAAGACUUUCCAAUCCCAGUACUGGAAGUCAGAAUGACAAGUCAAACCCUAAUAGUUCUGUCAAAUGCUUGCUAAAAGAUAAUCGGAGGGAAAAGUCUCUGGCACUUCUUACACAAAAUUUUGUCAAGCUCUUUGUCUGCUCUAAUGCGAAAUUGAUCUCCCUUGAUGAAGCUGCAAAGUUAUUGCUAGGGGAUGCCCACAAUUCUUCAAUAAUGAGAACAAAAGUAAGGCGUCUAUAUGAUAUUGCAAAUGUGUUAUCUUCAAUGAAACUGAUUGAGAAGACCCAUACAACAGACACCAGGAAACCUGCAUUCAGGUGGUUAGGGUGCAGAGGGAAAGCUGAGAAUGAGCAAGCUCCGGUUGAUUCUAGGAAAAGAAUGUUUGGAAGUGAUAUCACAAACAUUGGUUUUAAGAGGAGCAAAGUAGAGUCGUUAUUUGAUACGAAUUUAAACCAGGAUCUGAAAGUACAAAAACAAGGGAAAUUUGACAGUUUGGUACAUGAUCUUGAUAGAGGCAAUUCAGAACAUGACUCAAAACAGACUUCAAAGAGCUACCAAUUUGGUCCUUUCGCUCCUGCCAGUGUAUCCAAAGUUGGUGCCCCCGAGAAUAACAGUGUAAAGCGAGUUCAUGACUGGGAAAGUCUUGCUUCUACCCAUCGUCCUCAAUAUCAAAACCAAGAUUCACAUUAGCAAACCGAGUGAAAAGGAGGUCAAGAAGUCAUCUUUCAUCCAUGAAGCUUUGAAAGACCUCUUCUCCCAUUACGUGGAAGCAUGGAAAUCAUGGUACUCAGAAGUUGCUGGAAAGAAGCCAAUACAGAUUUCUUGAUACUUCCUACCAAUGAGCUCCCAAUGAACAAGUACAGCAACAAAAUACCAUUUUUUUUUUCUUUGUACUGAUUAGUGAUUUGACAAAGAGUGGCUCCGUGUUGUAUGCAUGUUCUUUAUGCAACAACUUAGAAUGGCCACCCACGGGAUCUUCAUUUCUUCCUUGUCUUUACAGUCUCACACAUUUUUUUUCCCCGGUUCCUGUAUGCAUUGAUUCCAAAUGCAUUUUCUUCGUUUCUUAAUCUCAUGUAUUUCAAUAGAUGAUUAAUGUUGUCCUGUAUGCAUUAGAUACAGUUCUCCUAUUUAGAAACUUUCUUUCUGGAGUUCUUUUUA